ACGGCUGCUGUGAUCGUUAUUGUAGUCGUCACCAUUAGUUUUGCCCUGUUUCUUCAUAGGUGUGCCGAGCUACAACUCGCACACUCACGAUCUACAUAGACCAAGAUUUACAUUCUUCAAGAGGCAGAACGUGAGAGCCCUGUUCACGAUUCUAUCAUGAACGCCUUUCAAAGCCUAUUUAGAUAUUUUCGUGGAUACUGGUCACAAGGUACACCACAGGAUGAAAAAGAACCACUGGAGGAUGAAAUUUCCCGUGAUGUACCCGAUGACGAUCUCGAAAAUGAAUCUGACGAAGAGACACAACUGCCAAAGAGAAAAAAAGUAAAAUAUCACCAGGAAUGGUUAAGCCGCCUGGAGACAGGACCCUUUUACCCUCACAAAUUGUUCUUCAGAAAUGUUAGUCCAGGUAUUUCCAAAGAGAUGCUCAUGAACUUCCUAGAAAUAGUCACGGGACAGGAUGACAUAGAAACUCUGUAUAGUGACAGACCUGGUGAUGUUCUGGUCACCUUCAAAACAGAAGUUGAUUUUUUGACAGUGAAGAAUAAAUGCCAGACAAAGCUACUGAAGGAAAGACAGCUGGAGGUAUGGAGGGUACCAGUCUCUAACAGCAUCCUCGUGGAGAACCUCAGCCCAGACACAGAUCCUGGCCAUGUAUCUUGCUACUUUGAAACCUACUUUGCUAAGGGAGGAACAGUGCUUGAGGUUCAGCCAGUAUCAGACAAACAGAAAUGUGUCGUCUGCUUUAAAGAUGCUAAUGUGGUUGACGAGGUCCUGAAGGUGCCCCACAGACUCGGAGGCCGGGAGCUGCGGGUCUCGCUGUAUGUGGAAUGUCUGGGACCCUCGGGAGGUAGAAGAGAGCCCUACAUCUUCGUCUGUCCCCCGCCUGUUGAGUUGACAGAUGAAGACAAUCUGAAAAUUGCCUUCCUCAGACACAACUCCGAAAUGUUGCAGAAGUUCAACCUCCACCUGUCAGAGGUCCAUGCCAAUGCCACUGUUGUGGGUAACGUGCUCAUUGUGAGUUGUACCCUCACAACAUCAAUGGACAGAGUAGAUUUACUGGUAGAAAAAUGGAGAGAUAAUGUAAACAAGCAACUGGAGCAUUGUUUUGGCUUCAUAAGACUUCAAAGAUUAGAAGUGCAGCCAGAAAUUUGGUGGGAUGUCAGAAACACCAUCAGUCAGUCUGAGCUCAACACUGACGAAUUAGUUUUACCACAAGCUGAUGGGUGCGCCUUUGCAGUUCUGGACAGAAGCUUUGAUGAAGGAGACACAUUUGCCCGCAUUCAAAAUAUUGCUAGUGUUAAACAGAAAGAGUUCGAGUCUGAGAAGCUGAAUGUGUCUGAAGCUAAAGAACUAAAGAUAUAUCAACUUGAUCUUUUGAUGUUAUCCACUUUUUUCACGGACAAAAAGUCGCAUCACAGAGACCUAAAAGUAGGUAUUAGACUCAACGAAGGAAAAGUUGUUUUUAAUGGUCCACCGAUGGCAAUAAGAGAAGCACAAUUGAAGAUGUAUGACAUCCUUCAGUCAGCCUCAUCAACAAUGGUGACUGGUGUACCUGAGGUUCAUGUUUCCCUUCUUGCCACUUACGAAGCUCGCGCUGCUGUGAACAAUCGUCUCAGACAAGCUCGACUUGUUGCCACAUGGGAAUGUUGUGGUAAUGGUAUUAUUGUCUAUUAUUUACACCAAACGGCUCUUCUACAGGCUGUGAACUUAAUAAAAACAUCAUUUAAAACAGAAUGCAUAUCUUUGGAUGAAGUGUCUUCCAGUCUACAAACUACAUCAGAAUGGAAAGACACCGUACAGAAACUUGUCAGAAAACAUCGCGGACUUGUCUCAAUCAACACACAUGACAGAACUAUUUCUCUAACAGCUUUUUGUGACCUAAUGCCGACUGUAAAAGAAAAUAUCAGAACUUUUUUUUCAGAAGGUAGUAUUUAUUCUGCUGCUUUUACACUUUCCCCAAGUCGACUGAAAUUUGUGACCCUUUUCUGGGAAGAAAAAGUCUCAAGCAUCGCAGUAAAGUUGAAAGGGUACAAAAUAAAUAUCACACUACAAAGUGAUAGGGUUCUGGCUAGAGGAACAAAGCAAGGAAUUGAGCUUGUGAGAAAGGAGCUGAAUUCCUUGUCAGAACAAAUUGUUUGUACAGAAGAACUGAUCACAAGAAAAGAAACCAUCAUGUGUCUUUCUACACUUUGGAGCAAUAAUGAACUGGAAGCCAUUGCUUGCGCCUGUAAAUGCGUCUUGUCUCUUCGUCCAGAGAAUGUCAGUGUUGAGAUGAUCACAACAAAUCUGUCGGCUGAAGGCCCUCGAGUACAUGCUGUACCAGGGGAUAUCACUCAACUGACAGUUGACGUCAUUGUGAAUGCAGCCAAUGAGCUCAUGGACCACACUGGGGGCCUGGCCGGACAUAUUGUUUAUAAAGGGGGUGACGAGAUACAGAAAGAGUGCUACCGCAUUCUCAAAACCAGAGGCAAGCUGUCAGAAGGCGAUGUGCUGGUGUCAGGACCAGGGAAGCUUCCCUGCAAGGCCAUCAUCCACGCUGUGGGACCUCGGUAUAAGGGAGGCAACAAAGGGGAAGAAGAAUGUCUGUGGGGUACAGUGCUGAAAUGUUUAAGGACUGCCUCUGACCUCGGCUACACUUCUAUUGCCAUUCCUGCCAUCAGUUCCGGUAUAUUUGGCUAUCCCGUCAAAGAGGCCACCCGGGUCAUAGUGCAGGCUGUGAAGCUUUUCUUCGAGACUAAUCGUGACAGCAGCAUCACAGACGUCCAGCUCGCUGACAUUCUAACAGACACAGUUGAAGAGUUCAAGAAAGCAUUUGAGGGAACGAUUAGCAAUUAUAUUCCGAUUACUAAACAAGCACCCUUUGUACUCCAAGGUCUUUCUGGGGAAGAAAAUUCAGCAACGACAACGAGCGUACUUGCCAAAGAACAGGACAUCACUGAAGUGGCGGUGGAUGUCAUAGUCAAUGCCGCUAAUGAAAGGAUGGCCCAUGAUGGUGGACUAGCAGAAUACAUUGUUAAAAAAGGAGGGGACAAGAUACAAAAAGAGUGCUAUCACAUUCUCAAAGCCAGAGGCAAACUGUCGGAAGGCGAUGUGCUGGUGUCAGGACCAGGGAACCUUCCCUGCAAGUCCAUCAUCCACGCUGUCGGACCUGUGUAUCGAGGAGGCAACAAAGGAGAAGAAAAAUGUCUGCGGGGUACAGUACUGAAAUGUUUAAAGACUGCCUCUGACCUCGGCUACACUUCUAUUGCCAUUCCUGCCAUCAGUUCCGGAAUUUUUGGCUAUCCUGUAGAGGAGGCCACCCGUGUUAUAGUGCAGGCUGUGAGGUUUUUCUUCGAUAGGAAUCGUGACAGCAGCAUACAAGUUGUUCUACUUUGUGAUGUCUUAACGAAAACAAUUGUAAACUUUGAAAAAGCGUUGAAAGCAACUGCACGAAAAGGCGAAAGGUCAGCGGUCAGUUUGCCUCCAAGCAGUCAAACAACAACGUUUCUGUUUCCAGGAAACGAACCUGCAUCCUCACAGGCAGCACAUCCACGCCAGCCACAUGGAGGGCAGCACGUUACCACAUCUGUCAACAUUGCUGAUGAAGCCAUGAACCAUUCUACACAAGGCGCUGUACAAAACGCCCCACAAAUCUCAACCCCAGGAGUGAAGGACUUAGAGUUUGGAGGAAUUCGUGUUACAAUCAAGCAAGGAGAUAUCACAACAGAACAGGUGGAUGCCAUUGUUAACAGCUCCAGUCCAAUGUUGGAUCUAAAUCGAGGUGCUGUCUCUCGCGCAUUGAAAGCCAAAUGUGGACAGGCCCUCGAAAAUGAGUGCAAGGCAAAAAUUUCAGAGAUAGCUCAACGAAAGGUGGUAACGACUGCAGCGUUCAACCUGAGGUGCAAGCAUAUUGUACAUAUAGACACUUCCCACUAUGUAAAGAAUGACAAGCUGACCACUGCCUACCUGGACAUUUUGAAAGAGGCCGACAACCUCGGACUGAAUUCCAUCGCUUUGCCUGCUAUUGGAACAGGGAAUCUCAAAAUUUCUCCAUGCAAAUCAGCUCUAGCGAUGGGCAAAGCUCUGGUCGCUCAUUCACGAAUCAGAAAAACUAUCAAAGCUGUGACAGUGGUUUUGUUUGAUGCCAGCAUGAUGGAAGAAGUUACUGUCAGUCUGACAGAACUAGCCGCGGUACAAGUUCUUAUACCGUCAACAAGCUCUAGAAGUCAGGCUGCAUUCAAGAGAUUGUAUCUUCCACAAAAUGGAGAAAUCCAGGAAGGGAGUAUGAGGACUAAGAACAACCCACUACCUGAGGUCCUUAAGCUGUACAUAUUCGCAAGUCAGUAUAAAAGAACUGAUUUCUUCAAAGCGUUGGAUGGUCUUGUGAAAAACAAGUUCGUAGAACAAGAAAUCAGAGACUUUGAUAAAGUUCCACUUCAGAAGCGCCAGGAACUGUGGAGAAAAUACGACCUGGAGAUGUGUCAGGGAAAGACCGGAGCCAGGGUGAAAGGCAUGGUAGACGAUAUUCAAAUGUUGAAAGAGGAGAUAAUCAACAUAACGUCCAGAGCAGAAAGACAACAACAAGAGUGUAUGAUUGCAAAGCUCGUUCAGUGGUACUUUUUUGAGGUGACAACUACUGGAACCAAACGCACUCCUUAUGAAAAAAGAGAAAAUCUGUUGAUAGAGAAUGCCUAUCAGAAUAGUCAGGACACAGUGGAACUGACAGAUUCAGAAGGAAUUGUCUAUGUCGUCAGCUUUAAGGACAUGACAGACUCUGUAAAGAUGUGUCCAACCGAGAGUGUACAGAUCACGAGAAAAGAAAUAAUAGCAGACUUGGCCAACAGUGAAAGUCUUCUGCCUGAGACAUGGGAGCCUCUGAACAGCGAGGAGUCCGUCAAGCGAGUGCCCCUUGUCCGUGGAUGCCCCGAGUACAACAGUGUGCUGGCCAACGUGUCCCUCACUGCAGGCAGCUCUUUGAACAUCAAGUCGAUCGAGCGCAUUCAAAACCCUGAGCUGUACAAGCAGUAUCUGGCGAAGAAGACACAAAUGGACAAACAAAACAACGGGAUGCAGUCUGAGAAAACCUUGUGGCAUGGCACCUCGUCAGACGCCAUAGACAACAUCAACCUCUACGGCUUCAACCGCAGCUUCUGUGGAAAAAUGCUACUUAUUACGGACAAGGUGUGUACUUCGCCGUCAACUCCAGCUACUCCAUGAGCGACACCUACUCUGUGAGAGAUCAGUCAGGGAGGAAACACCUGUACCAGUGCAAGGUGUUGGUCGGGUAUCCCACAGUCGGGAAUAGUGAUAUGAAGUUCUUACCUACUCGACAAGGACAGAUAAGAUACGACUCUGCCACCGACAGUAACUCAUCUCCAAAAAUGUACAUCGUCUUUAACGACACCCAGGCGUACCCUGAGUACCUCAUCACUUUCGAAUAACUGAUCAUUGGCAUAACAGAACAUCACAGGUGGUUCCUUGUGUCACCAUGGUCGUUCUGAUGUUUAUGGAAUUUCUGAGAUAUUUAUUAGUCUUGUUUUAUUUCAUUUAUAUUUUUUUGUUUGCUUAUUUGGGGUUAUAAUCAUUCUUCGCUUUAUACCUUGUGUGCUGUGUUACUGUUGCUAUGAAUCAUUUUUGUUGA
Molecule: messenger RNA, 5620 nt
Organism: Pomacea canaliculata
Lineage: Eukaryota; Metazoa; Mollusca; Gastropoda; Architaenioglossa; Ampullariidae
Product: poly [ADP-ribose] polymerase 14-like
Exons: 22
Coding region: 157-5196 (1679 amino acids)
Biological process (GO): negative regulation of gene expression
Cellular component (GO): cytoplasm; nucleus
Molecular function (GO): NAD+ poly-ADP-ribosyltransferase activity; transcription corepressor activity; RNA binding
Source: RefSeq, a predicted model, not a curated record